Molecule: messenger RNA, 1162 nt
Organism: Sarcophilus harrisii (Tasmanian devil)
Lineage: Eukaryota; Metazoa; Chordata; Mammalia; Dasyuromorphia; Dasyuridae
Product: coiled-coil domain-containing protein 201-like
Exons: 4
Coding region: 221-889 (222 amino acids)
Source: RefSeq, a predicted model, not a curated record
GGAGAGAAAUGCUUUUAAAACUUCAAUGAAGUGUACAGGAGAGGAAAGGACUCCAGGCACCUUGGUUAACAAAUACCUUCUCAAAUGCUAAAUCAAGGAGAUACAAAGAAAAGCAGAAUAAUCCUGCCAUUAGUAUCUGAACUGACAAGAUUUAGAGACAAAUUUGAGGUCGACAAAUCCUAUCCCAUCAUUUUACAAGUUAAGAACUGAGAUUCACAGAAUGGAUGUGACUUCUUUUUUAUCCACGAGAAUACUGAAGCUUAAACACAGGUGGAAUCCAACAACUUAUAUUGAACAUGGUAGAAAGCAGAUAUUUGAUUCAGGGACAUCCAAAGAAGAGAAUUCAUCCUUAAAGUUCAAUUCUUCAACCAGCAAAUUAAUAAAACAUAGCACACCUGUGGAUGCCACACUGUCUAAAAGCAUGAUUUCUAUAGACAGUAUAUCCUACCUAAAAGAAGCUGGAAGUGAAAGGGGAAUUCCUAUGGAGUCUCCCCUGCCCAAAACACCAUUUCUAGAAUUUUCGGCUCAUCCAGAUACAAAAAGUCUCAAACCUUUUGGUCAAAGGAAGAGACUUUCUACAGUAUCUGCUUCUGAGGAAUCCAAUGCAGAGGUACAAAACAGCUUGAACCUCUCUUCAGCCAAGCAGGGACAUCAAGUUUCUGAUCCAUUAACCAAGAAAAAGAGUAAGAUAUCUUUCAAGAAAAAGAGUAAGAUAUCUUUCAAAAAAUGGUGCUGUUAUGGAUUACCUGGAAUAAAGGACCCUGUUGAAAGAAAAGGUCGUUUUAACAAGAGACAUGUGGCAAAUGACUUGAGCCCAUGGGAACUUCUUCAACUUCAAAACAUUGAAGAAGCUACACAUCAUGAAUUAGUUAUUGAAGUCACAAGAUAAUCUUCAAGAAAACCUAUAAAUGUAUUCUGUUUGAAACUUCUAUAAGUUCUUCCCACAUAAAUAAUAAAUGCUGCAUUUUGUUGUACUUAAACAAAUGAGCUUAUUUGUAGCAUAAAAGCAUACUUUUAUUUUUGAAUUUAGUUUAAUACAUUGGUUGAAUAAACUCUAGAAAUGCAGAAAUCCUCAGAUCUAAGUUUACAAACAUAUUAGUAAUCAAGGUUUAAUUAACAUACAAUAAAAAUGAUUGCACAUGAAGCUGUGAAUCUAUGUACA